Molecule: messenger RNA, 3327 nt
Organism: Symbiodinium pilosum
Lineage: Eukaryota; Dinophyceae; Suessiales; Symbiodiniaceae
Source: the annotation of a GenBank genome assembly
AUGGGCCACAACUCAAGCUGCUGCGCGGAAGAAGACUUGGUGGAGGGCCCAAAGGACCCCACUGAGGCACCACCGGAAGUCGUGAGCAGCUACGAGAGCAAGGCAGAGUCUCCAGCGCCCUCUGAGACCAAGGAGGCUGUGGAGGCGGCUCCCGAGGUGUCCACGACGUCUCGUGUUCCGAGCAAGUGGAGCCGCCUGCAGCAGAUGCGGCACCUCGAGGUAGAUGAAGAAAUCCUUCGAGGCAUCCGGCUUCAGGCCUCUUUGCGUACCUUCGGCAAGCUCUGGCGUCGCUCGCCGGUGGAUCUUCCGGAAGAGGAGCGUUUGGGCCUCUACGAGUGCGCUGUACCAGUGGAGGGCUUUGACGUGUUCCUCUCACACACUUGGAUGACACCUGGGUGGUGCAAAGUCCUCAGCCUUGUCUUCCAGGUGGGCUGGAAGCAUACGCUGCUUUGCCAAAGCCUCUGCGUGGCAGCUGCUUUCGUGCUGAGCAUGCUGGGUUGGCUUCCCACGCCAUACGUCCUCCCGACCGAGUUUGGACAAUUUCAGGAUGUCAGCUGCCCCUUCUUCCCCUGGUGUUUGGUCAUGUCUUUCGUCGGUGCUUGCGUGGGCCUCCUCCUGGUUCCGUACUCUCCGAACCUACGUGGUCAAUGCCCAGUAUGUUUCCUGGACGUGGUGAGCAUCCACCAGGUGGACCAAGAGCUCAUGGAGCGGGGCAUAUACGGCCUAGGUGGAUUUCUUCGAGUCUCCAAGGAGCUGCGGGUCCUUUGGUCUGCCCCCUACCUCUCGAGGCUUUGGUGUGUCUUUGAGCUAGCAGCUUACCGGAUGGCGAAUCCGAGUGGACGUAUCGUUGUCUCUCCGGUCUUUGUGGAGACUGGCGUUUUGCUGACAAUUCUGGGAACAUACUUUGUGGCGGGCCUCUUCUCAGUUGUGUAUGUCCUGAGUUGGCGGGAAGUAGAGCGUGUGCCACUCUACUUCGUCUCGAUGGCUCCCCUCAUCGUGCUUGUGCACCUGCUCCGUCGGAACAACAUGUCAAAGCACAGGCUUAUGUCAGACUUGCAGUCAUUCGACCUCGAAAAGGCUUAUUGCCGCAAGGACUUCGAUCAGGAGUUCAUCCACAGAGCCAUAUCUGAGUGGUAUGGGAGCAAGGAUGCCUUCGCACAGUAUGUGCGCGGCCCCCUGAGAGAAGAAUUGCUGCACAGCAGCAGAUCCAGUUUUCCGCCGCAAUAUCUUGUCAUGGUGGCAGCCGCAACAGUCUCUGCUUCGUUUGAUAGCCUCGCCUCCUUGUGGCUGGGUGGUUUGGAUGGAUACUUCAUCUUGUCAGAGUUUGUGGGAAACAGUAUCGGCUUUCACGUGGGCUGGUUUCUGGCCCACCUAAAGCUGCUGAUUUUUCUUUGUGAGCGCUUUGCGGCACCAAUUUACCCAGGGCUAUGUGAUUAUGCGCAGUCUAUCAUGUUGUUCGGCACUUUCUUCGUGCUGUAUUACUUGGGGCAGACACUCUGCCGGUUCGCAUACACUUCAAGUCUUUGGGGUGCCGUGGCAUGGGCAAGUUCAACGUGUCUGCUGGCUGUCUUUGCUUUCUCCGCAGAGUACCAGAUGCAGGUAAGGGCAGAGAAGGCGCAAGGCUCUGCAGUUGCAUUUGGCGCGCCCGCGCAAAAGGAGGAGGACCUCGUGGACGGCCCAAAGGAGCGAUUGCGUAAGGAGGUGCCAGAGGUCGUUGACAGCUACCACGGGGAUGGCAACUGUACCCCGUCUUCCUCCAGCUCCGCUGGCGCACAGGAAGUGGCAGAUCCGUCGAGCUUACCAGCCUUGAUGUCGCCAGCAACGCUAGAUACUUUGGGCACACAUCCAUCCCGCAGCCUUAGCAAAUGGGAUCGACUGCAAAACAUGCAGCACCUGGAGGUGGAUGUGGACAUUGUGCGCGGCAUCUCCCUCAAUGCGUCUCUGAGGGGUCUGGGACACCUUUGGCGACGUUCUCCCAUUGAUUUGCCCGAGGAGGGGCGCCGGCACCUCUAUGAGCGCUCGUCGCCAGUGGAUGCCUACGACAUCUUUCUGUCACAUACGUGGCAGACACCUGGGAGGUACAAGGUCCUUAGCCUGCUCUUCCAGGCAGGAUGGAAGCACAUGCUAUUAUGGUGGUUCAUCGGUGUGGUGUUGGCUGGCUUGCUGAGCGAGCUGCGCGUGCUGCCGCUGCCCUUGAGUAUUCAGCCAGAAUUCACUGAGUUCCACGCGCACCACUGCCCUUUCUUCCCUUGGUGCUUCAUUGCGGCGUUCGUUUGCAGCUUUAUGGGCUUGCUCUUGGCACCUUAUUUCCCGAAUAUUUGUGGCCAGCGAACCAUGUGCUUCCUGGACGUCGUGAGCAUCCACCAGGUGGACCAAGAGCUCAUGGAGCGGGGCAUCUAUGGCCUAGGCGGAUUUCUUCGGGUCUCCAAGGAGCUGCGGGUCCUUUGGUCUGCCCCCUACCUCUCGAGGCUUUGGUGUGUAUUUGAACUGGCGGCCUACCGCAAGGCCAACCCCAAUGGGAAAACUGUUCUGGCGCCGCUAUUUGUCGAAGCUGGAGUUCUCCUGAGCAUUUUUGGUACGUACUUUGCCGCCAUCCUCUUCAAUGUGGGCUUCGUGAUGCGAUGGGACUCAGGGGAGAUGCGCCUCUUUAGCUACCUUUUUGCGCUGACGCCCAUCUAUGUCCUGAUGCACCUCUAUCGCCGGACCACCAUGUCAAAGCUGAAGCUGUUGUCGGACCUUCACACCUUUGAUGUAGAGCGAGCCGAUUGCCGCACAAAUUUUGACCGUGAGUUCAUUCUCCGGGCAAUCACCGAGUGGUAUGGGAGCAAGGAUGCCUUCACCCGGUAUGUCCGUGGACCUCUUCGCAGUGAGCUCUUGGGGCGAAGGAAGGAGAUUUUGCCGCUGCAGUAUCUUCUCAUUGUGUCCACCGUGACCUUCAGCGCAUCAUUGGACAACAUCAUCGCCUUGGACCAGGGAAUGGUGCCUAGAUAUUGGGUGGUUGCCCAGGCUGUCUCCAGUUGCUUCGGCUUCUACGUGUGCUGGUUUGUUAUGAUGCUGAAGCUGACCAUCUUCCUCUGUGACCGCUUCGCUGCGCCGUGGUACCCAGGAGCGCUGGCAGACUAUUUGCAGACCUUCGUGCUCUUUGGCGUGGGCGGCGGCUUCUACUAUGCUGGGGCUGAGCUCUGUCGCAGAGCUUAUCUGGCAGGCCUCGAGGCCUCAAUUGCAUGGGCGAGCGUUGCUUUCCUUCUGUCAGCUUCUUCGUUCUUCACGGAUCGCAUCAUAGCAAACCGGUUGAACGACCCGCUGAAAACUCAGACACAAGUCUGA